AUGGCGCUCAAAUUACUCGUCAACGCCAGUCUGCUGGUCAUUCCGAUCGGAGGCAGCCUGGGUGCUCUAUUCGGCAUCGACGCUCACCGUUCGGCAACCGGCCAGCCCCCGCUGUUCACCGGCGAUGGCAGCGAUGGGAAUGGGGGAUCGACCGGAGGGGGAGGAAGUACCGGAGGUGGCUCGGGCGACAGCGGACACACCGUGAACAACGGGGUCACCAACUCCAUGUACUGCCAGAACUCAUACGGUAUCUCGCCGCCCUCUGACGGCCAACUAUACACAUUGAACCCCAAUCAAUGGGGUGUGACAUCUUCAUCGGAGGGCGCAUUGUGCAUGAACAUCACCACGAAUAACAACGAAACCUAUCCGUCCAAAUACACCGCUCCUCAGUUCUCCGUCACCUGGCAAUACAAACCCGGCCCGGAGACUCAGCCCGUGCAUGCCUUCCCUAAUAUCAUGGUGGACGGUGUCCUGCCAGUGGAAUUGGGCAAAAUGUCCUCCCUCAACCUCGAUCUGCACUGGACCUACGGCGUGGGCAACACCCCCGCGGAGACCACGAUCGAAUCCGAAUUGACCGCCCAAACCCUCAACGCCAACGUCGCCGUGGAUAUGUUCUUCGACAGCGAUCAGACCAUCGCCCAGAACAGUACUACUGCCAAGUACGAAGUCAUGAUCUGGUUUGCCAAUUACGGUACUUCAACCGACCCCAUCGGUUCCCAGGUCACAAGUAGAGAAUUGAACGGCACGUCAUUUGAACUCUACGCUGGAACAAACAAGGCGACGGGGCAGAAUGUCUUCACGUGGAAAGCGACCGAACCAACGGAGCGCUUCGUGGGUGACAUUUAUCAGCUGAUCACCGAUCUUUACUCCCUCCCGGGCGACCUGUACCCCUCGAGUGAAGACUACCUGGGAAUUUUCAGUUUCGGUAGCGAAGCAUUCUACUCGGAUGCCAACGUCACCUUCUGGGUUCCCGAAUUGGGCAUAGAUAUCGAGAAGUCGUGA
Penicillium cinerascens is the source of this 1002-nucleotide messenger RNA. Its product is annotated as glycoside hydrolase family 12 protein. The record is from RefSeq and is a predicted model, not a curated record. Bases 1 to 1002 code for a protein of 333 amino acids. NCBI's taxonomy places the organism in Eukaryota, Fungi, Ascomycota, Eurotiomycetes, Eurotiales, Aspergillaceae. Gene Ontology annotation, molecular function: cellulase activity. The transcript has 4 exons. Gene Ontology annotation, biological process: polysaccharide catabolic process.